GAUAGCGGCAUUCCAGAAACGGGUAGUUCGGAUCUGAUACGAUGCGGUAACGCCCGCGUGUGGAGUUUGGCUUGUUAGUUUGCAUCAUCGAGAUGCUGACGUAGAGCGAGAGGGAGAGUAAGUUAGAUCUGGGCUUGAGAAACUUGGUAGAUUAUGGGGAAUUUAUAUAUAGAUCGGGAGAUCUCUUGAAACCUCUCUUGGCAUUUAGAAUUCAUUUGCAUGCUUGCAAUUGCUUCAGUAUAAGAUAUCAUCAGUGACAAUGGUUCAUCAGCACGGAGAUCAUCAUAAAAUCCCCGCCAAGCACCGGAUUCACAAACCCGGAGCAUGGCUUCCCGCCGACCAUCGCGUGCACAGAGAGUACAUGCGCCGCGUCACAAAACACGCUGAUGAGAACCCCAAAGAGCUCACCCCCGUUCUCCAAGAGUUCAAGGACUUUAUCGAGAAGACGCCCCGCGUGUACAUGUACUUCAUCCAGAUGUUUGAGGAGAUCCCCCAGAAGCAUCCCUACGAGAAUGACCCCACUGGGACACCUCAGUUAAGAGACUAUGAGCAUAUGCUGCAGGUGCUCAAUCACAUCUUUAGCACGGCGCCAGAGUGGACGGAUGCGGCGGAGAGCGUGGGCAUGGUAGGCGUGCCGCUUUGUGCCAUCUUUGACUAUCCUAUGGGAACGCCCAGUGGUUAUGCGGCGUUUCUCGACCCUGAUGUGAAUCGGAUGCUGAAGAAAGUUCUCAACCACUGGGGCAAGUUUCUUAUGACGCCUGAAUCUGCCAAGGUCCUGGGAGAUCACAAGCAAGGUUGGUUUGGCCCAGUAGGCCUGAAUGACCUCGUCGAGGUCGCCAACAAGCCCAAUAAGACGAACUUUAAGUUUGAGGAGGUUUUUGAGUGUGAUCCCUCAGCCAAAUACUACGGCUUCAAGUCCUGGGAUGACUUCUUCACUCGCAAGGUUCGCGACAGCGCUCGUCCCGUUGCUUCACCAGAUGACGACCUCGUCAUCGCCAACUGCUGCGAAUCACGCGUCUAUAACAUCGAACGCGACGUGAAACUCCGCGACCGUUUCUUUGCCAAGGGCCAGCCUUACUCUAUCCUCGAUAUGCUGGCUCAUGAUCCUCUCGCUGAGAAGUUCGCCGGCGGAACCAUCUAUCAAGCCUUCCUGUCCGCUCUCUCCUAUCACCGCUGGCACACUCCCGUAUCGGGUAAGGUAGUACGUGCCUUUGUCCAAGACGGUACGUAUUUCAGCGAGCCUCUAUUCGAAGGUGUAGGCGAGCCUGGAUCGACGGAGAUCUCGUCAGCGGGAUUAUCGCAGAGUCAGGGAUAUCUGAGCGCAUUGGCGACGAGGGCUAUCAUUCUGAUUGAGGCUGAUGAGCCGGCAAUUGGACUCAUUGCGUUCGUUGGUAUUGGCAUGGAUGAGGUUAGUACAUGUGAGAUCACUGUAAAGGAGGGACAGCACGUCAAGAAGGGACAGGAGACGGGCAUGUUCCAUUUUGGAGGCUCGACGCAUUGUGUUAUCUUCCGCAAGGGCGUCAAGGUUGAGGGAUUCCCCGAGGUUGGCAGGGAGGAGAACGUGCCAGUUCGAAGCCAGCUGGCUGUUGUGAAGAAGUAAGACAGCUACAAGUAAUUCGAGACAUGGUCAAAACAGAAUGUAUUACGCUUCAUUUAUGCUGUCAUUAUUUAUUUCUUCGCAUCGUCCUUCAUACCAGCCUGGACCCAAGCCUUGGACGCACUAGCCUUGGCCUCAAGUUCCUCCUCACUCAGCUUGGCCAGCUCGAACGCGGUGUGGCGCGUAGGAACAUGACGGCCGGCUUCGAAACCAGGACGCUCGAGGAGCUUGUAGAGCCACUUCUCGAGGUUGGGGAACUCGGAGAGAUCAACACCAGCCCAUUCUAUUGGGCGUCAGGAAACGGUGGUGGUGACGCAUGAGGAGAGGGAAGACUUACUUGCGCUGGAGACCCAGCCCCAGAUGGAAAUAUCGGCAAUGGUCACCUUGUCGCCGACGAUGUAGCCGGAUUCUGUCUGGGCGAGGUGAGUGUCGAGAGUGCGGUAGAGACGGCGUGUCUCGUUAGUGUAGCGGUUGAUGCCGUACUCGAUUUUCUCGGGAGCGUAGCCUGUGCGUGUCAGUAUAGCAUCACCAAAUAUAUGAAACAGAACAUACGCUUGAAGUGGUUGGCUUGACCCUGCAUGGGUCCGAGGCCACCCAUCUGCCACAUGAGCUGCAAGCUGUUAGCUAUGAUCUGACGGUUUGAAUGAGAAUACUCACCCAGCUGGUCAUCUCCCAAUGCUCAGCAGACCCGUGAGGGAACGAAAGCUUGUGAUCUUUAUCGUAGCGAUCAACGAGGUACUGCAGCAUAGCACCACUCUCAAAAACGCGGAUCUGCUUGCCGUCGAGAGUAUCAGUGAGAGCAGGGAUGCGACCGUUGGGGUUGAUCUUGAGGAACCACUCCUCCUUCUGCUCAUUCUCGGUCAUCUUGAUAGGAUACACCUGAGCUCGUCAGUGUUGUACUCAUGAGUGUAAAGAUUGGGGGUCUACCUUGUACUCGAGGUUGAGUUCCUCGAGCAGGAUCGAGGGUUUGAUACCAUUGGGCGUGUUGGUGGUGUAGAGGGUGAUGUCGGUCUUGGUCUUUUGAGCCAUUGUGAAGAGUUGUUUUCCCAAUUGGGUGAUGCGCGAUGUCAUUAAUUUGAGGGUGUAGAUAUGAGAAUGAGGUUGAUUGAGGGGAAUGGCACUUUAUAUGAUGAUAUGAG
Fusarium verticillioides 7600 is the source of this 2736-nucleotide messenger RNA. Its product is annotated as phosphatidylserine decarboxylase. NCBI's taxonomy places the organism in Eukaryota, Fungi, Ascomycota, Sordariomycetes, Hypocreales, Nectriaceae. Gene Ontology annotation, molecular function: phosphatidylserine decarboxylase activity. Bases 260 to 1600 code for a protein of 446 amino acids. Gene Ontology annotation, biological process: phosphatidylethanolamine biosynthetic process. The record is from RefSeq and is a predicted model, not a curated record. Gene Ontology annotation, cellular component: mitochondrion. The transcript is spliced from 5 exons.